AUGGCAAACAAAGGACCUGCCUAUGGACUGAGCAGAGAAGUACAGAUGAAGAUUGACCAAAAGUACGACCCAGAGCUGGAGAUCAUCCUGGUGCAAUGGAUUGGUGGUCAGUGCGGCAAUCAGGUUGGCCAACCAGAGGAGGCUGGGAAAGCCGGCUUCCAGAAGUGGCUGAAGGAUGGCGUGAUCCUGGGUCAUCUGAUCAACUCCCUUGCUCCAGGCUCCAUUGCCAAAAUCCAGGCCUCCGCUAUGGCCUUCAAACAGAUGGAGCAGGUGUCCCAGUUCCUGAAGGCCUGUGAGAAAUACGGAAUACCAGCUAAUGACCAGUUCCAGACUGUUGACUUGUGGGAAGGAAAGGACAUGGCCAGUGUCCAGCGAACUUUGAUGAACUUGGGUAGUUUAGCUGUUACAAAGAGCGACGGACAUUUCAGUGGAGAUCCCAACUGGUUCCCCAAGAAAUCCAUGGAGAACAGACGUGAAUUCUCUCAAGACAAAUUAAAAGAAGGGCAAAGUGUCAUCGGUCUACAGAUGGGCACCAACAAGGGCGCCUCCCAGUCCGGAAUGACUGGUUACGGCAUGCCCAGGCAAAUCCUCUGA
This is a messenger RNA of Staurois parvus, 594 nucleotides long. Lineage: Eukaryota; Metazoa; Chordata; Amphibia; Anura; Ranidae. The record is from the annotation of a GenBank genome assembly.